Messenger RNA from Trichophyton verrucosum HKI 0517, 1449 nucleotides. RefSeq lists its product as uncharacterized. The transcript has 6 exons. The coding region runs from base 1 to 1449 and encodes 482 amino acids. The record is from RefSeq and is a predicted model, not a curated record. NCBI's taxonomy places the organism in Eukaryota, Fungi, Ascomycota, Eurotiomycetes, Onygenales, Arthrodermataceae. Gene Ontology annotation, cellular component: spliceosomal complex.
AUGUCGAGCAUUGAUGAUAUUUUCAAGAAACCAUCCCACCCCUCAAAUAUCAAACGAAAGCUCGAGCCGGCGCGAGAUCCAACUGAGAUAUACAAGGCCGCGAAACUCGACGCCAACGGAGACACUAUAAGAGGCAAAGAACCAACAGUUGAGGAUGCGGAAGACGAUGAUGUCGCCGGCCCCGAACUUCCGCCAGACUUUGAAGAGGAUAUCCCGGAUGACGAGGAGGGUAGAUUUUUCGGAGGUGGUGUAACGAAGGACACCACCAAUGCCCUUGACUACAUUGACAAACAUGAGAAUGAAGGAGCUGCGUCACUUAUCGUCCACCUGUACUCUUAUAUGGAUGAACCAUCUAACGGAUUGGCUAGGUUCAUGGCUUCCGAGGCCGAUUUGGAUGUUGAAAUCAAAACCCUUUCAAUCUUAUCUGAGCAUCCAAAGCUGUAUAACGAAUUUGCUGAACUUGGUUGCGCUGGUUCACUGGUUUCCUUGCUUACCCAUGAGAAUACGGAUAUUUCAAUUGAUGCGAUAGAAAUACUCGGUGAGCUCAUUGACGAGGAUGUGGAAGCCGAGGAAGAUCAGUGGGAUGCCAUUGUAAACUCCAUGAUAACAACAGCCUUUCUAACACAACUAGAUAUCCUGGAGAGUUUGUCCUCGAGGCCAUCCAUCGCAGAUCGGAUUGGACAGGAGUCAGGCAUCAUGCCUUGGCUGCACGAGCGCAUAUCAAGGAAAGAGAAAAGGGUAUCCCAAAAUAAACAGUAUUCUGCUGAGAUGCUUGCUAUACUGUUACAAUCUUCGUCAAAAAAUCGACUGCGAUUCAUCAGCCUAGAGGGAGUUGAUACGUUGCUCCAGUUAUUGAGCGUAUAUCGAAAGCUUGACCCCCAAAAAGAUUCCGAUGAAGAAGAGUAUUUUGAGAAUUUAUUCGAUUGUUUGACUUGUGUGGUAGAUGAGGAUGAAGGUAAAGACAAGUUUAUUGAAGCGGAGGGGAUUGAACUUGCACAAAUUAUGCUCCGCGAAGGCACGCUAAGUAAGCCACGAGCUUUACGUGUUCUGAAUCAUGCCCUUGGUGGACGAGGAGGUUUACGGGCAUGUGAAAAGUUCGUUGAAGCCGGGUUGCUCAGAACGGCAUUUGGCAUGUUUAUGAAGCAAGAUAAAUCGCUUACGGAACACCUUCUGGGAAUAUUCUCGUCAUUGCUAAGGCUACUUCCUGGUGACACGUCUGGUAGAAUUCGAACGUUAGCAAAGUUCGUGGAGAAAGACUAUGAAAAGGUUACGAGAUUAAUCAAACUACGGCGAGAGUAUAAGUCUAAACUCUCCGUUGUAGAACAAGAUAUCAGCCAAGAAAAGAGCAGUCUCAGUCAAGAUGGUCUUGACGCUCUGGAAGGGGAAUGGUUAUCUCGCAGACUUGAUGCCGGACUUUUCUCUCUACAGGUAAGAUUUCUGCUCAUUUGA